GGACCCGUGUUUCAUUAACGCACACAUCUAUCGGGAAUUGCACCGCAUGACCGUGGCAUUAUCUGCAUGGUGGAGUUAAGCAUUAAUAAUGUGUCUGGUCCGGUGUAACUGCAUUUUAUCAGGCGUGCAUUCCUGAUGUUGUAUCUACAAGUCAUUUGGAGUAAUUAGGUAAUAUAUAUAGAGAGAACAUGGCUGCGCCCACAGGACCGAGAGGAGCAUCCAGCCCGACCGGGUUUGAAGGCUUCCCGUUCGCGCUGGCCCCUAAAACACCGGAGGACAGCGCCGGUAAAGAGCAGGAGCAGACCGGUGCGAAGAAGAAGCCAUGCAGGGCUUGUACGGACUUUAAAUCCUGGAUGAAAGUCCAGAAAACAGAAACUACAACUCCUGUACAGGAGACCGUAGCUGCAGAGUUGGAGCCACAACAGGAGUGUCCGCUGGACCGGGGAGAGUUGGGGCGUAACACCUGGUCCUUCCUGCACACCAUGGCAGCGUAUUACCCCGAUAAACCAUCGUCGACCCAGCAGCAAGAGAUGGGGCAGUUCAUCAACCUUUUCUCCAAGUUCUUCCCCUGUGAGGAAUGUGCAGAAGACCUCCGGGGCAGAUUAAAAACCAAUCAGCCGGACACCAAGAGUCGCCACGCUCUCUCUCAGUGGUUCUGUAAUAUUCACAAUGGCGUCAACGUCCGGCUGGGAAAGCCUGAGUUCGACUGCUCCCGUGUGGAUGAGAGGUGGAAGGACGGAUGGAAAGAUGGCUCCUGUGACUGAGCAAUAAGAAAUGUGAGGACUGAGGGGAGAAAUUCUUCCUGUGCAAAACUUUGAGUGG
This is a messenger RNA of Notothenia coriiceps (black rockcod), 822 nucleotides long. It is a transcript of the gene gfer, whose product is annotated as growth factor, augmenter of liver regeneration (ERV1 homolog, S. cerevisiae). The record is from RefSeq and is a predicted model, not a curated record. Gene Ontology annotation, molecular function: flavin-dependent sulfhydryl oxidase activity; flavin adenine dinucleotide binding. The transcript has 3 exons. Gene Ontology annotation, biological process: liver development. Gene Ontology annotation, cellular component: mitochondrion. The coding region runs from base 189 to 764 and encodes 191 amino acids. NCBI's taxonomy places the organism in Eukaryota, Metazoa, Chordata, Actinopteri, Perciformes, Nototheniidae.